This is a messenger RNA of Ornithodoros turicata, 2217 nucleotides long. RefSeq names its product dihydrolipoyllysine-residue succinyltransferase component of 2-oxoglutarate dehydrogenase complex, mitochondrial-like. Lineage: Eukaryota; Metazoa; Arthropoda; Arachnida; Ixodida; Argasidae. Gene Ontology annotation, cellular component: mitochondrion; oxoglutarate dehydrogenase complex. The record is from RefSeq and is a predicted model, not a curated record. Gene Ontology annotation, biological process: tricarboxylic acid cycle. The coding region runs from base 26 to 1759 and encodes 577 amino acids. Gene Ontology annotation, molecular function: dihydrolipoyllysine-residue succinyltransferase activity. The transcript is spliced from 17 exons.
GUGGCUAGUGUCCUCCCUUGCCAAGAUGGCGGCAUUCUUCGGUUUACUGAGCAAGGGCUCUUCCCGCGCCCUAUAUCGAUUAAAAGUACUCAAUGAAUCCCACGAGGUUCUUAAGGUUCAGCUUGUACGGCGCUCAACUGCUUGCGGAGGUGGGCGAUGGAGACGACAACUUGUGUCUCGCAAAAACGAAGCCCUGUCACUUGGAAGGCCCCUCGAACGAUGUACUCUGAUGCGGCAGGUUACAACCACCAGUGCACUUAGAGAUGAAGUGAGAGUUAUCAAGUGCCCUCAGCUUGCAGAAUCUCUGAGUGAAGGCGACAUCAAAUGGAACAAAGCCGUCGGGGACACUGUCCAGGAGGAUGAAGUCAUCUGCGAAGUGGAGACAGACAAAACAUCAGUACCAAUCCAUGCCCCAGCCGCAGGUGUCAUCUUAGAGCUAUUGGCUGAAGAUGGCUCCACUGUGCAACCUGGAAAGGACAUUCUCAAGCUAAAAGUUGGAGCAGGAUCUGGUGGAGGAGCACCAGCAGCUGCCCCAACCACAUCAUCUCCUCCACCCUCAGCUGCGGCCCCUGCUGCAGCACCGGCAGCAAGUGGGGCAGGAGAGCUGCGUACCAUCAAGUGCCCACAGCUUGCAGAGUCACUAAGUGAAGGUGACAUCAAGUGGAACAAGGCCGUUGGCGACAGCGUGCAAGAGGAUGAGGUAAUCUGUGAAGUGGAAACGGAUAAGACUUCCGUUCCUAUUCAUGCUCCAGCAAGUGGAGUGAUAGUGGAACUCCUCGUUGAAGAAGGCACAACAGUACAGCCUGGCAAAGAUAUUCUCAGGUUGCAAGUUGGUGCAGGUGGUGGAGGUGCUGCCCCACGACCAGCAGCCCCAGCCGCGCAAGCAACUCCAGCUCCACCUCCUCCACCACCCUCUCCUAGUAGCAUUCCAACCCCCUCAACCCCUCCGCCACCUCCUCCCAGACCCUCUGGACCAAUGACAUCCACCCCAGUAUCUCAAGUUCAGGUCACCCCCGCGGGUGCUCCCGGAGCAGGAGCAGAAGGCUUUGUUGUUGGUGCAAGGACAGAACAAAGGGUGAAGAUGAACCGAAUGCGACAGAGGAUAGCUCAGCGUCUAAAGGAUGCACAGAAUGUGUAUGCCAUGCUGACCACUUUCAACGAAAUUGACAUGACGAAUGUGAUUCAGAUGCGUAACAAAUACAAGGAUGUAUUUGCAAAGAAGCAUGGGGUUAAGCUUGGCUUUAUGUCACCAUUUGUGAGAGCGGCUGCAUUUGCCUUGCAAGACCAGCCUGUGGUCAAUGCAGUGAUUGAUGAACAAGAGAUUGUCUACAGAGAUUACGUCGACAUCAGUGUUGCAGUGUCUACACCCAAGGGUCUUGUAGUGCCCGUGGUGCGUAACUGCGAGCGCAUGAAUUACGCCGACAUUGAAAAGGCCAUCAACGAACUUGGAGAGAAAGCCCGCAAAGGAACCCUCGCCAUUGAGGACAUGGAUGGAGGAACGUUUACCAUCAGCAACGGCGGAGUGUUUGGCUCCAUGUUUGGCACGCCCAUCAUCAACCCUCCUCAGUCCGCCAUCUUGGGAAUGCAUGCCAUCUUCGAGAGGCCUGUCAACGUUAACGGAAAGGUGGAGAUCCGGCCAAUGAUGUACAUCUGCUUGACAUACGACCACCGCCUCAUUGACGGUCGGGAAGCAGUAACGUUCCUCAAGAAGAUAAAAUCUGCUGUGGAGGAUCCCACAGUCAUGCUGCUCGACGUUUGAUUUUCCCGUUUCCCCUCACUCACCUAGGAAAACUGUUGGACAACAAUUGCAAGUCAAGAAGAGCUGGAUGCUUGAUGCAGAAAUCGUGUCAACAAAGGCGCAAAACUAGCUUUAUAACUCAUUUUUGCAGAACACGUUAAGCAAGCACAGUGUUGAGCACCUGUGUAGAUGUUGUACAGAAACUUUGAUAUAUUUAAAGAAUGACCCGCUGCAUCUGUGAGGCCGGUGCAAGACAUCCGAAAGACUUCCAUCUUUUGCCUUGGUAUUGUUGCACCGAUUGAAUUUAGAAGAAAGAACCACUUUAUGGCUGACAGAAAGAGCACUGAGAUUUUGUUAUUUGGUACAGGCUUAUAGCUGCAGUAGUUAUGAAGCAAGGGAAUGAGAAAGUUGGAACUAGAAUGUGUAGAAGGCCCGAUGCUUUUUUUUUUUCAUUAAACACCAUUUGUUUUCGGACGUCA